AUGCUACAAGCGGAGGAACUUUGGUUAAAAGAUGUUCAAUUUCAACUGACGUCGAAGGCCAAGACAAGAAAAUUGGAGCGAGAAUUCGGACUGUACCGUAACGAAAGAGGUAUUUCGAGAUGUGAAGGCAGACUCAAGAAUGCAGAAUUAACUACGACGGAGAAACACCCAGCAAUCUUGGAUGCGGAACAUUCUGUAACGUCACUAAUAGUGACAGAUAGUCACGAAAGAGUAAAACACAAUGGUGUAAAAGAAACCUUAACAGAGAUUAGAUCGAAAUUCUGGAUUGUUAGAGGUCGUCAAUACGUGCGAAAACUGAUACAUGAAUGUGCAGUAUGUCGACGACAGGAAGGAAUUGCUUACAAACCAACAGAUCCACCAGCAUUACCAGUAUUUAGAAUCACGAAAGAUCACCCUUUCACGUACACAGGGGUGGACUUCGCUGGACCACUGUAUGUGAAACAAAUGAACGCAGUGGCUAUGCAGAAGGUUUACAUGGUUAUAUACACUUGAGCUGUGUCGCGAGCAGUACCUUUGGAUGUUGUGAGUGAUAUGACGGCAGAAGCCUUUAUAGGAAGUUUUAGGAGAUUCACAGCCCGCCAAGGAAUACCACAAGAGGUGAAAUCAGACAAUGGAGAACAUUUAAAGCAGCUUCAAAACAAUUGGCAGCCCUAUUCAAGAUUUCAAAAGUGAAGAAAUACCUUUCAGAUCAAAGAAUUCGAUGGACAUUCAACCUUGAGAAGGCUCCAUGGUGGGGAGGGUUCUUCAAGAGACUAAUUAAGAGUGUGAAGUGAUGUUUAUACAAGAUUCUUAAAAAUGCCAGAGUCACCAACGAAGAACUUUAUACUGUGCUUACAGAGAUAGAAGCAACAAUAAACUCGAGACCGCUAACAUAUGUGUCUACGGAAGACCUAGACGAACCAAUUACACCUUCACAUUUGAUAAAUGGAACAACAAUAAACUCGUUGCCGGACUAAGUUAAGCCAGGAGAGGAAUCGAGAAUUGAAGAGAUAACCAACAACAAAGUUGCAAGACGAGUAUCGUAUCUUAGAACUUUAAAGGAACACUUUUGGCUGAGAUGGAAGAACUAGUAUAGAUCUGCUUGAGUUACGCAAUGCUCAUCGACAGAAGACUACACGACAGAAAGGAAAUUGUAUUAAAAUUGGAGAUGUUGUAGUUAUUCAAGAAAGGAACGUACGUAGAGUAAAGUGGAAACUCGGUAGCAUCGAAGAACUGAUAGAAGUAAAGGACGGUGCUAUUCGCGGAGCGGUAGUUAGGAAAUUAACAAACAAAGGAGGAAAAUGUACGGAAAUUAGACGGCCAAUUCAGAAAUUAUACCCGGUUGAGUUGUCGGAAGGCGAUGAAUAA
Molecule: messenger RNA, 1368 nt
Organism: Paramuricea clavata
Lineage: Eukaryota; Metazoa; Cnidaria; Anthozoa; Malacalcyonacea; Plexauridae
Source: the annotation of a GenBank genome assembly